AUGGGUAACGAUGUAGUAUGUGAAAUAGCAUGCAUUGGUUCACCCCGUAUUCAUUGUCAUGAUGGCAUCAUAAGAACAUUGUCUAAUAUUCGACAUGUUCCUGAUAUGAAAAAGAAUCUGAUCUCUCUUGGUACUCCUGAUAAGCUUGAAUAUAAGCAUACCGGUGACGGUGGAAUCUGCAAGGUGAUCAAGCGUUCUCUGGUCAUGUUAAAGGACAAAAUGGAGGGUGGUCUUUAUGUACUUAUGGGCAGCACCAUUCUAGGUUCCAUCCAAGAGUGGAAAGAGUGUGACAGAAAGAUUAAGUGUCUUCGAACAGAUAAUGGCUUGGAGUUUUGCAAUAAAGAGUUUGACAAUUUCUGCAAGAUUCAUGGUGUAUUGAGACAUAGAACUAUUAGGCAUACACCACAACAGAAUGGAGUAGCUGAAAGGAUGAACCGCACUCUUCUUGAGAAAGCACGAUGUAUGCUCUCUAAUGCCAAGGUGCCUAAGGAGUUUUGGGCGGAAGCAGUAAAUAUUAUUUGUUAUGUUGUUAAUCAUUUUCCAGCGUCGGCGAUUGACUUCAAAACUCCAAAGGAGAAAGUUCUUACAACAGAAACGGUGGAGGAAAAAGUGAAACUCACUGAGCAGGAGGAUCAAGUGACUCAGGAGAAAAUAAAGGAUCUGGAACUCUCAAACUAUACAGAAGCUACUAUGUGUGGUGAAGCUGAUCAAUGGCAUUUAUCCAUGACCGAAGAGAUGGAGUCUAUGCACAAGAACCAGAUAUGGAAUUUGAAGAUGCUAGAUACAAAGCGAGAAUGGUUGCUAAGGGCUUUUUUCAGAAGGAGGGAAUCGACUACAAUGAGAUUUUUCUCACCAGUCGUGAAGCAUAGCUCAAUUCGUUUGUUACUAGAUUUGGUUGCCCAUGAUGACUUGAAGCUUCAUCAGCUUGAUGUCAAGACUGCAUUCUUACAUGGUGAACUUGAAGAGGCGAUCUUUAUGAAUCGGCCGAAGGUUUCAUUAUUGAAGGAAAAAGGACCGAGUUUGUCAAUUGAAGAAAUCUUUUUAUGUAUGACAGAGAUAAAUGAUUUGAAGAAACUGCUAAGUAAGGAGUUUGAAAUGGAAGAUUUAGGUGAAGCAAAGAAAAUCCUUGGAAUGGAGAUUCACAGGAAGAAUGGUGAGGUACAUCUCUCACAGAAAGAGUAUAUUGAGAAGGUCGUUCAGAGGAGUUCGCAUCAACUGAUGCGUCAGGAUGGAGAAUGGCAGGGCAAGGUAGGGCUACUAGUAUGUACAAUGUUUCCGUUAGUGUCUCUUAUUUCCUACACGGAGUUAGCUCACGUAGUCUUAGAAACAUUGGACUGA
Lycium ferocissimum is the source of this 1338-nucleotide messenger RNA. RefSeq lists its product as uncharacterized. The transcript has 8 exons. Gene Ontology annotation, molecular function: nucleic acid binding. Gene Ontology annotation, biological process: DNA integration. Bases 1 to 1338 code for a protein of 445 amino acids. NCBI's taxonomy places the organism in Eukaryota, Viridiplantae, Streptophyta, Magnoliopsida, Solanales, Solanaceae. The record is from RefSeq and is a predicted model, not a curated record.